Molecule: messenger RNA, 3198 nt
Organism: Nylanderia fulva
Lineage: Eukaryota; Metazoa; Arthropoda; Insecta; Hymenoptera; Formicidae
Source: RefSeq, a predicted model, not a curated record
UUGCGUUUGACUCAUUGAUCACGAUGACAUUGGUGAAGACAGUAUGUGAAUACAGUUUUGCAAUACCAGUUGGAAGUAUAUCGUUACACUCGGUAUCCAAGUUGUUUGUCAAGCUGCAUACAUAACGAAUAUAAGCUCGUUCUCUAAUCUGACUGAGCAACUGUACAACAAAUAUCGAAAUUCAGCAAGAUGGCUUGCUUUGAUCAGUUAUUAUUAACUACACCUCUACCUAUGCAAAUGUUUCUAAUGUUACUGGGGACUAUGAUUGUUAUUUACCGCCCGGACAUAGUAGACGUGGAAGAUAGUGUUCAGUCGACGAAAGACUUAUCAUCUGAAUACGAUUUUGUGAUAAUUGGCAGUGGAUCUGCCGGUUCUGUGCUAGCCAACCGAUUGUCGGAAAAUUAUACUGUACUCUUGCUCGAAGCCGGAGGCAACGAAGAGUAUUUAUCCGACAUACCAUAUAAUGUCGGAAUUUUGAUGAAUACACCCUACGAUUGGAAUUAUACAACGGUACCAUCGCCUAAUUACUGCUUGUCCAUGAAUGGCCAUACGUGCUAUUGGUCACGUGGAAAGGUGCUGGGUGGUACCAGCGUCUUAAAUGGAAUGCUUUACGUACGCGGUAACAAAAAGGACUAUGAUUCUUGGGCAAAUCUUGGCAAUGAGGGAUGGGAUUACGACAAUGUUUUGCCGUAUUUCAAAAUAUCCGAAGAAUUUGAUUUGAACAUAGGAAUAUGGGCGGAUGACAGUGAUGAGGAUGAAUUAUCUGCCAGACCAUCUUUCAAGACUUUUAACAAGGGCCCUAAAAAUUAUACAGCACCAGUUAAUUUUGUUGCUGGUGGUAUUCAACAAGCAGGAAAACCAAAAGAUAAGGAAGAUAAUGAAAAUGAAGAAGAUGAAGAAGAGACACGAGAUUCUCAAACAAAACAUGAUUCUAGCUCAGAAGAUGAAAGGCCAAGUAAUUCGAAAUCACGUCCAUCUUUCUCUUUGAAUUUAGACGGCGAUAUUGCAGGUCUGCGUAAAAAACAUAAUAAAGUAAAUUCGUUAAUGAAAGAUGGAAUGGGUAGUUGGGAAGUACAUACAAGGGGUAUUGGUGCUAAAUUGUUAUUACAGAUGGGAUUUGAACCUGGUAAAGGUUUGGGUAAACAAUUACAAGGAAUAAGCCCCGUAGAAGCACAUCUUAGAAGAGGAAGAGGUGCGAUUGGUGCGUAUGGUCCAGAAAAGGUACCAAAAAUUCCAGAAAAAAAGAAAGAUGACGAUGAAGAAGAAUCGAAAGAAUCCAAAUCCAAAGUAUCUCAAUGGCGAAAGAGUGAUAACAGCAAUAAAAAGAAAGUUAGAUACUGUUAUAGAAGUGUAGAUCAAGUUUUGGAAGAUGGAAAGUUGAAACCCAAUAGAAAGUUUCCAAUAUCUAGUGAUAUUAGCAGAGUUAAAGUUAUUGAUAUGACAGGGCCAGAACAGAGAAUUCUUAGUGGAUAUCAUGCGAUAGCUGGUGGUCAACAAUGUCCUGACGAGACUGUGACUACGUCUGAUAAAAAAUCUAAGGUGAAUUUUGCUUUACCAGAACUACAGCAUAAUUUAAAUUUACUCGUGGAUAUGUGCGAGCAAGAUAUUAUACAAAAUGACCGACGAAUGAGACAUUUAAAUGACAGAGUGGUUGCUUUAGAAGCGGAAAAAAAGACUUUAUCGAAAGUUGUGGAUCAACACAGCCAACUAAUUGAUACUUUAGAGAAUGUGCUUGUGAUUGUGGACAGAUUAAUGAACGAAACGAAUGAAUUGUCUCUCCAAGAAACCGCGGAAGCUUUUAAAAAUUUGCAAGACAAUUAUUAUGAGGAGUACAAAAUGUACGAACUCGGUGAAUUGGCCAGUAGUUUUGUAACGCCAAAAAUAAAAGAUUGCUUGCUAAGUUGGAAUCCAUUAAUGCAACCGAAACAACCGAUCAAAUUAUUUGAACAGUGGAAGUCUAUUUUGGAAAACGGAACUAGCACUACACUGCAAACACGGACUAUGCAUCCUUAUGAUCAAUUAGUAUGGAACGCAUGGAUGCCAUCAAUUAGAGGAGCUAUACAGCAAUGGACGUGUAGACAGCCUGAUCCUUUGAUUGAAUUAAUAGAACAUUGGAUGCCAUUAUUACCCAGUUGGAUCUUGGAAAAUAUAUUAGAUUUAUUAGUUUUGCCAAAAUUGACAUUAGAAGUGGAGGAAUGGAAUCCUCUCACGGACACUGUACCCAUCCAUACAUGGAUUCAUCCUUGGUUGCCAUUAUUACGAAAUCGUUUGGAUACUUUAAUUUAUCCAAUAAUACGAAGAAAGCUUGGAUCUGCAUUAGGAGGUUGGCAUCCAUCGGAUAGAUCUGCUAGAUUAAUGCUGCAACCUUGGGCAGAAGUGUUUGCCAAGGGAGAUAUGGAAGCGUUUUUAGUCAAAAAUAUUAUACCAAAAUUGCAAAUAGCCUUAUCCGAAUUUGUCAUAAACCCACAUCAACAACAUAUAGAUCCAUGGAAUUGGGUGUACGAGUGGAAGGAAUUGAUUCCUGUUCAUAUUAUGGCAGGACUGUUAGACAAGUUCUUUUUCCCAAAAUGGUUACAAGUUUUGGCACUUUGGCUCAAUCAUUCGCCGAAUUAUGAUCAAGUUACAAACUGGUAUAUGGGUUGGAAAGGCAUGUUGAGUGAUAAGUUAUUGGCGGAACCAGUGAUAAAAGAGCAUUUCAAGAAAGCAUUGGACAUGAUGAAUAGGGCCGUCAGCGGGCCACAAAAUCAACCUGGCGCGAUGGAACACGUUUCAUAUUUAACGAAUCUAGAGAGAACUCAACCAACAAUGUCACAAAUGGCAUCGAUCGCACAGCCGAGGAUGGAGAGGCUCGCAGAGGCAGUACGAACAGCUUCACAAAUUCCACAAGGUUUCAAGGAUCUUGUGCAAAAGAAAUGCGAAGAGAGAGGUAUAUUAUUUAUGCCAAUUCCGAAUAGAUAUAAAGAGGCCAAGCAAGUAUACAAAGUGGGCAACGUUCAAGCGUAUAUCGAUGGCAAUGUAUUGUUUGUGUGUCAUAAUGGUACAAAUUGGAUGCCGACACAUUUAAAUGCCUUGCUAGAUAUGUCUGAACUUUAAAAUAAUAAAUUUGAUUUAAGAUAACAUAAUGUGACGAAUAUCCAAUGUAUAAUUAUCAUUAUAUUUAUAUUGUAAAUACAGAGAAAUUGUGAGAUAUAUCAGAGA